Histoplasma mississippiense is the source of this 4662-nucleotide messenger RNA. RefSeq lists its product with no specific name. Gene Ontology annotation, molecular function: catalytic activity. The transcript is spliced from 9 exons. The coding region runs from base 1 to 4662 and encodes 1553 amino acids. The record is from RefSeq and is a predicted model, not a curated record. NCBI's taxonomy places the organism in Eukaryota, Fungi, Ascomycota, Eurotiomycetes, Onygenales, Ajellomycetaceae.
AUGGGGGCUGACAGGAGGCGAAGUGGCGGAUUAAUAAAGUUCCUGAUCAAGGCGGAGGAUCAGUCGAAUAUCGAAUACGAAGACCCAAUUGACAACAAUGAGAUGUCGGAUAACGCGGGUGGCUCUAGUAGCCGUGAUGAUGUGAGUGAGGAAACUCGCAUGAGAUUGGAGAUCGCGAGACUCCAGCAUGAAGUCCAACAGAUGAAAGCAAGUAGAGGUGAACCCUCUGCUAGUGAUGAGAACAUUAAUGCAGAUUUAGCAAACUAUCUGCAGAGAAAAGGCAGAACGUCUGCUAUUGUGAAGAUUCUUAAUGAAUUCCGUGACCAAGUGAGAUUCAUAAGGGAGCCAGUUAUCCUCACUGGUUUUGUGAAUUAUUCAGUGUGGAGGGAAGAGAUCCUCCUCGCAGCGAGGCAAUCUCAUACAAUUGAUAUCAUAGAUGAGAGACAACUUGGACCCAAAGAGGAUGCCAGUGCUGAUAUGCAACGGUUUUGGAAAGAAUGCAAUAUGUGGCUGUAUAACUACAUGUGGUUUGCAAUCACUCUGCAAGCAAGAUCUUAUCUUGUUACACCCAAGGAACUAUCUGCCUAUGCUCUGUGGACAGCUAUAGAAGAUAUCUUUGCUGGGCGGCCUGCCAGCAAUGCCAACACUGCCAGCAAUGCCAACGAUGCCAACGAUGAUGUUGGUGAUGAUAUCAGCGAUACCAGUGAUGAUAGCGGCUACAGCAGUGUGGAUAUUGAUAUGGAUUCCAAGAUGGAAUGUUUGGAUGGAUCAAUGGAGGACAAUCCUACAAGUGAUAACAAUCCUACAAGCGAUAACAAUCCUACAAGCGAUAACAAUCCUACAAGCGAUGACGAUCCUACAAGUGAUGAUGAUCCCACAGGCGAUGAUGAUCUUGAUACUGAUAGCGACCGUGAUGUGGUUUGGGGGGGCGAUGGGCACCCUAUAUCUAUCAAUAUGAUUGUGCGAAGAGUGAUCUAUGGGAAAGGAUGGGUGGUAGAUGGGGCAGUCCCUACCACAAAGAACAUGGAUAUGCCCGUGGAGGGUGAAUUUUCAAAUACAACUUGGCCUGGUUUGAUGAUAAGUCAUAUGGAACGACCUUGUUGGAAGGAAAAGAAUGGUAUCAGUGAAUUGAGCAAAGGGGGCCCCCGGGCGGCAUGGGUACUACUGUUGGCCCUAGGCGUGGCGACACGCGCACAACGCCAACCCGAAGGAGUGAAAGAAGCCAAACUGUCAUCAUGGGCCAAGGUCGCAGGACAGGGAAUUCCAGAAAAACCAGUGCCUAACCGAACCCUCCGCGAGAUUACUGUCCUACGCCGGGACUGCGAAGCCCUCCCAGCUGAGGAGGCCACCCCCCCAGCGAUUGUGGCAGCCGUCAACGCCAGAAUUAUGGAUGUGACAAAGGGAAAGGUGCUUGCAGCAAGAUGUCUCCCCAGUGGAGACAUCAUCCUGACAACCGACGCGAGGGAGACCAGGGAGGCCUUGACUAAGAGCAGCACAUGGCUGGAAGUCUUGGGACAAAAGGCGAAGGCAAAGCACACCCUGUACCCAGUCAUGGUUAAGGGAGUCCCAAUGGGCAACACCAACUGGAAGGAGGAACAGCAAGCCAUCAAGGCAAUUUACGCACAGAAUGAAGGACUCCGAAGAGGGGUACAAAUUGAGAGACUGUCUCUACGACGGAAUGCCAGCUUGCAGGCAAAGGUUGGGUCUCUUGUACUCAGCGUCACCUCGCCUCAGCAAGCCAACCUACUAGUAGACAAUGGAUUGAUAAUAGACAGCAUAUUUUGUGACGUUGAAAUCUUCCACCGGGAAGCGCAGGUCACCCGGUGCUUUAACUGCCAUGAGCAGGCCAAAAGGUGCGGGUUCUGCGCGGCAAAAGAACAUGACGACAAGGAAUGCCCAGCACGAAAAGCUGGGGAACAACCGAGCACCACAGAGCUCACAACCUGGGUCUCAGCUACAGGAGGACCUAAUGGACUACACGCAGACCCCAGCCCCCACGCAACAAUGAGGGACACACUAAACCUCCUACAAUAUAACGUGCACAACUCUGCGAGAGUUAUGGUCAAUGUGUAUGCACCUCCUCCAGGGGGCUACAGCAGUGAACCGGAGGAAUCCCCCAUAGGCCAGCUGCAGGAGGUAGCCGGAAUGGGCACAGAUGCAGAGCUGGUCAUAUUAGGAGAUCUUAAUGUCCACCAUGAGAGGUGGGGAGGGGUGAGAGUGGAGAGAAACUUCCGCAUGGCAUGGCAGCUAAUAGCACAGGUGGAUAGGCUGGGUCUCCAGCUUGCCACACCUGUAGGGGCUACCACAUGGCAGGACAGAGGCAGCCCAGGGACGACUAUAGACCUCACCUUUCUAUCACCACUCCUGCACGACAAGCUCAGGAGGUGUGCAAUAGCGGAGGAGGCAUGCAAAGGAUCUGACCAUAAGCCCAUGGAAACAACACUGGAACUCACACCCAUCCCAAAGGAGGCUGAGAGACGAAACUGGAAGAAUGCGGAGCCUGAGGAGGUAGCAAGGGACUGCCAAAAGCUAUAUGUGCCACAAAGCCUGGACUCCAGGCAAGCAGUCAAGGAGUAUGCAGACUACCUGGUAGGAUUUGUAGGGACAUUAGCGGACAAACACGCCACCGUAAUGGAGGAGUACAAGCAGGCUAGGAGGUCCCAGCUCCCAGAAAUGGAGCGGCUCAGGGCACGCUGCAAGCGCAACAGAGAAAUCCACUUGGCUAAGACAGCAAACUUCAGAGAUCUGGUUGACAGGACCCGUGAUGACCCCAGAUUGAUGUGGGGACUAGCAAAAUGGGGCAAGGAAAGAAGCCAUCUGCCCCCACAGGCACCUACUGUCCCCCCCCUGAGAACAGGGAAAGGGGCUGACGCGACGGUAGAAACCUCUUUUGAGGGGAAGGCUGAGGCAUUACGACAACGGUUCUUCCCACAGCCAGAGCCCGCCGACUUAAGUGACACCAAUAUGGAGCUGCUGCAAGCUGAAAGGGAAGCGUCAAAUGACACCAUCAGUGUGGAGGACAUGGAAAGCCUGAUCCAGAGACUGCCAAACAGGAAGGCACCAGGGAGGAGUGGGAUCACCAACGAGUUCCUUAAGAUGCUGGGCAGAACAUUUGUGGAGGCCAUAACAGCUCUCACCAAUGCAUGCUGGCAUUGGGAGACUUACCCAGACACGUUUAAGGAAGCCAAGACAGUGGCCUUGCGCAAGCCAGGGAAGGCUGACUACCAGACUGCAGGAGCGUGGAGACCCAUUGCCUUGCUGGACACAAUAGGGAAGAUUGUGGAGGCAGCAACUGCAAAACGCCUGCGGAAGAUCGCGGAGGACCACAACCUGCUACCCUCACAGCAAAUGGGGGCAAGAAGGGGCAGGUCCACUGAAACAGCCAUAGCACAACUUCUAGCCCAGAUAAGGACAGUGUGGCAGCACCCAGGACAGGUGGCAUCGGUACUCUCCCUAGACAUGACAGGGGCCUAUGACAAGGUGCUGCGGGAGCGAAUGGUUCACAUCCUCCGGCGACUGGGCAUCCCCAGGGACCUGGGGUCACCCCUAUCACCUAUACUAUUCCUAUUCUACAAUGAGGAACUGGUGCGCAUCUGCUCAAGACCGGGGCGCCCGGUGGUGUGCAUAGCCUUUGUAGACGAUGUCAACGUGAUGGCCUAUGGCCAGUCCACUGAGGACAACUGCAGGGAGCUCCUGCGCAUGCAUCGGGCAUGCGAGGAGUGGGCAGCACGGCACGGGGCGGUCUUUGCCCCCCAGAAGUAUGAGCUAAUGCACUUCACACGGGCGCGCAACCAAUUCAACCUACAGGCUGAGCUGAGACUGCCAGGACAAACUAUACAACCGAAACAGGUGAUGAGGGUAUUGGGUGUAUGGUUAGACUCUAGGCUGAGAUGGAAGGGCCACCUGGACGCGGUGGCAGGCAAGAUGAAGACUCAAGUCAGAGCACUGUCCCAAACCACCCAAUCCACAUGGGGGCUCCCACUACGACAAGCGAGAAUGGUGUAUAACAUGGUCAUCAGGCCGGCCCUGACCUAUGGAGCAAUAGCAUGGCACCAGCCACAGGGGCAGGGGGGCACGGGUCCAGCUAAGUCAGGACUGGCCCUCAAGCUGACCACAGUGCAGAACUCCUGCCUCAGAAUAGUGGCAGGGGCAUACAAAAGAACCCCAACAAGCACACUGGAAGCGGAAACCCACACAGUACCCUUAGACAUCCACCUGGAUGGGCUAGUGGCAAAGGCGGUCAACAGGAUGAAGGCCUCAGGAAUGGCGCAACAAAUUGAGAAUGCGUGUGCGGCCAUAAGGACCAGGCUUCGGCACCGGGGGGUGACAAGGGGGGCACAGAGACACAUGGGAGCUGUGGUUCACCCGGCAGCCCUGCCAGUGGACUGGGAACAGCAAUGGAUUCAGGGUGCUAAGGCCACAGCAGAGAUGACACCGGAACAACGAGCCAACCUGGACCAAGCCUCAUAUAAUCACUGGCUGAAGCGCGAGCAGCUCUGGAGGUGGGUGCAGAGGUGGAAAAGACGUGAGCCCCCCUGGGGGGGAGCGGCAUGGCCGGCCCCAGACAAGAAAAUUCUGAAGUGGCACACCGGGCCUGCGCAAGGCUCGCAGCACUAUCAUCAUCCAAUUGAGGUCAGGAAAACCGGACUGGCAGCUUUCUAA